AUGUCGAUUCGUCUUUGGUCGUCCACAACAGACUCACUCAACCAACCAUUAAGCUCCUGUCGGCUAGUUUUUGGCGCUCAGCCAAGCGCGAAAAUCGCGUCGUCACGUUACGUGAUCGGCGGUGUGUGUGUGUGUGCGGAACAAGAGGAUCAUGGUGGAGGAGAUUCACUCGGCUGGAUUUCAUCGGUCCAACCGGCCAGUCAGCCUAACCUCAAUGAGUCCAUCACAUGUGAACAUUCCAGUUAUGUACGUAUCGUCGACGUGAGAACAGGAUCCAUGUCACUCACUGUACGAUCAAGUUUGGAGUUUGGUUGA
Messenger RNA from Necator americanus (New World hookworm), 315 nucleotides. RefSeq lists its product as uncharacterized. Bases 1 to 315 code for a protein of 104 amino acids. The record is from RefSeq and is a predicted model, not a curated record. The transcript has a single exon. Lineage: Eukaryota; Metazoa; Nematoda; Chromadorea; Rhabditida; Ancylostomatidae.